This is a messenger RNA of Helobdella robusta, 2531 nucleotides long. RefSeq lists its product as hypothetical. The transcript is spliced from 9 exons. Bases 1 to 1824 code for a protein of 607 amino acids. The record is from RefSeq and is a predicted model, not a curated record. NCBI's taxonomy places the organism in Eukaryota, Metazoa, Annelida, Clitellata, Rhynchobdellida, Glossiphoniidae.
AUGCAGAAGGAAAGAAAUUUCAGGGUGCAAGUGUCUGGUUCGCAUGCAUCAACUGACAGUGGCAAGGGGGGUUUGCAGACUUCAUCAUCCAUCAGCCAAACUAACAAACAUUCAAAAACAAAAAAGUUGAAUAACAACAGCAGCUCUGCCUCCAAGCUAUCAAGCGAUGAUGGUGUUGAUUGUUCAUCGAGCACAACAACAACAACAACGAUAGUUCAACAACUGCAGGGUUUCAAUUAUGACUCCCACUCUAACAUUCCCACUUGUGGGGAGAGUUUAUCAAAGAAUAAAUGGAGGAAGAAAUCCACCAAACCACCGCCAUCCUACCUGAACCACACCAACCACAAACCAAGAAGCAGAUCGUACGACCAGUGUACAAAACGUCACGAUGAUGUUUCUAGCUCUCAACAACUUACCAAUUACAACAACGUGUUUAAUAUUCCAAGCAAUCUCGACAAACACGCUUCUUCGACAUCUCGUCUGCUUGAAGACGGCGCAGACAAUCGUUCCAACUUCUUCAGCCAUUCAACUCCUGUCAACGUUCUUAAUCGGCCGAUAUCGAUACAGCUGCAACAAGAAGCAUCUUCUUCAAGAUCUGUCAAGCAACACAAGAAGAAGACGGCUAACUUUGGACCUCCCCUCUCCACGCUCAGACUCUUAGCCACGAGGAAAAAAACACACAAAACUAUGUUGACCAUAACAAAGGAAGGUUGGGUCGUCAUUGAGUUCACACAGAUGUUUGCUAGCAACAUGUACGUGACCAGUGUGACGUUUAUAUCUGGAGAUGGUCAGCAGAUAAAAUAUUUCGCCUGCAAGAGCGGUGAGGAGAUGUUGUUGCGUCCCGACAAGCCAGUCGUCAACUUGGCAUCGCCAGUGCCGAAUGUGCCAUGUGAGGUGUACACUUUCAACCAGCUUCCCAAAAAUCUUUGGAAUAUUUAUAAGUACGCCAGCCAAUUUGUCAACACGGUACGGUCGGUGACUCCAACAGUCAUCUAUUAUACGGAUAAGGCGAAAUGCAUGCUAAUGGAGAACAAUAGGUUCGUGGCUAAUUUCUACGACGGUGUGACCUUCACUCAGUUGCAGUCGAAGAUGACGAUCACUGAAAGCGAUGACAGGACGACGACCUUGGAUGUGUCAGCCAGCAUCAGUCAGAUGCUGCCAGACACACAAGAUAGAUGGAACCAUGUUAUUGAGGUGUACAAGACGUGUCGCGCCCUGGUCGAGUUGCUCUUAGUAUCCAACCCCAAACUCUCAUCUUCAUCGCCCUUCCCUUGCUUCUUAGGAAGACAGCCGACAGGAGUAACGAUCGCGUCCUCUUCGACAAGUGCAGCCAGCAAAAAGAACUGCGGCAGAUCAAACUCGCACGCCAGCAUCAACAACGAGACCACACUGUCUCCUUUCAGUAUUAGAUCGUACAGCAGUUCCAAUGUAACCGCCACAUCGACUCCAACUUUCUGCGGUCGCACGUGCACCAGCGUCGACACAUUCAAAAGUGACUCGCUCGCGAGCGCCGAUGCUUCCAACAGGCCGUCGACGACGUUCGACUGCCAAAAACAACCUCACAUCAAAUAUCUCUCCCUGCCAGAUGUUGGCAAUGUUUACGAGUACCCACGUGGCUUCUUCGUGAUCGAGCGGUUGGACGAGACGUGCAUCCUGUUGGACUCGCAGGCGGACAGCUACACUUUCAAGCUGAAGUCAGGUAGCACGCUCACCUUUUGCAAGGUGGCUGAUGUCCCUUCCAGCUACCGCCGCAUGUUGGAUGACUUACCUCACAUCUUGCAACUCCUCGCCAAGACUAAACCCCUCACAUCAUUCUCCUCUUGAUUCGAUCGAUCUUUCUCCGUUAAUCAUUCAUAUUUCGUUUCAUUCCAUCGCCAGUAUUACAUUUUUUAUUUUUCAUUUUUCUUGUCAUCACCACUCUGACCAUCCAUCAACAUCCUCUCCACCGACCAUCAACAUCCUCCCCACCGAUAUCAUCAUCAGCACCGACAUCCUUACUCACCACCGGUUCACAUUUUUUCUCAAACUGUUUACGAUGUACAUAGGAUAGGAAGUAUUUGAUUGUCAUAUAGUAUAGCGCGGUGUACAUAAGAUGUAUCUGGUUUGCGUAUUGUAUCAUAUUGUGUCAUAGAUAUUAUCAUCAUUGCACAGCCGGUCUUGUUGUCUUCGUUUUUGUUGCUGAUAUAUUUAAUAUUAAAUAGAUUUAAACGAUGAAGACUUUGAUGAUGAUGGUUCAAAUAUUUCUGCUCAUUUAUAGUUGGCAGCGGAGACCUACCUACUCCAUUUGAUCGUUCUAACGAACGGCUACGUUACUUAUGGAACUUAUUCAGCUUUUUUUACUUCUUCAUUAAUCUUUGCGACGCGUUAAUUUCGUUAUUGUCUACAUUUUAUUUUAAACAGUAGGCGUCGUGAAUGAGGAGGUAAAAUUGAAUCGAAAAUGCUCACAAAUCAAGUGGAUGAUUAGUAAGAAGCAGUUGGAAACAUUUCAGGAGUUCACUCGAACGAGUCGUUACAAUGACAUGAGAAAUGUU